AUGAUGCAGGGGCAGUGCAAGAACCCGCUCGCCCACAAGAUGACUGUCCCCAAGUCUCAACCCUUAAGGAGCAGUCCAGAAGGCAGCAUCUACGUGGUGGGUGCAGCUUUCAGCCUACUUUCACCUCCACCGCCCUGUGUGCCGGCAGCGGCGGCAGCAGCUGGAGCUCCGGAGGACUUGCGCGCAGCUGCCCACGGGGAGAACCACAUCCUUAAGUUUCUGUUCCUGAAACAGCUCGGCCACAAAGCCUCGCUAGAGAGCAACGACCAGACCGCGGGCACCUGUGGGAUGUGGGAUGCAGCUCCUGUACCCUGUGUGCUCAGAGCUGGUAGGGCUUGGGGCCCUGUGAGCUAUGAGGCUCUUGGGGAGCCUGCUCCACCAGUUUGGCAGAACCCCUGUGAAGACAGCCCUGCCUGGCGCUUGUGUUGCAGGGACUGUUUCAAGGCCUUCUACAUCCACAAGUUCAGAGCCAUGCUGGGGAAGAACCGUCUUAUCUUUCCUGGAGAGAAGGUGCUCUUGGCAUGGUCUGGUGGGCCCUCAUCCAGCUCCAUGGUCUGGCAGGUCGUUGAGGGCCUGAGUCAACACUCUGCUAAGAGGCUGCGCUUUGUGCCAGGGGUCGUCUAUGUGGACGAGGGUGCAGCCUGUGGCCAGAGCCUAGAAGACAGAGCAAAAACCCUGGCUGAGGUGAAGCAGGUUCUGCACACUGUCGGCUUCCCGUGGCAUGUGGUGUCCCUGGAAGAGGUGCUCGGCCUGCCGCCGUCGGUCCUGCGGUACUGUCCCCGGGAGCCAGCCGGGACCGAGGGCACCUACAAGGCGGCCGUGGACAACUUCCUCCAGCAGCAGCAUGCGCUGGAGACCCAGGGUGCCGAGGACAGCUGUGGCCCAGCUUGGGGGCAGGAGGAGCAGUGCUGGCCUCAGAGCCAGGACCCUCAUGAGCCCCUGAGUCCAGCUGGGUUCCCCCCUGCUGCCCAGACCGAGGCCCUGUGCAGACUGUUCGAGUCCGUACGGACGCUGACGGCCAAGGAGGAGCUCCUGCAGACGCUGCGGAGCCACCUGAUCCUGCACGUGGCCCGAGCCCACGGCUACUCCAAGGUGAUGACUGGGGACAGUUGCACUCGCCUGGCCAUCAAGCUCAUGACCAACCUGGCCCUAGGCCGAGGGGCCUUCCUUGCCUGGGACACGGGCUUCUCAGACGAGCGGCACGGGGAUGUGGUGGUGGUGCGGCCCAUGAGGGACCACACACUGAAGGAAGUGGCCUUCUACAACCGCCUGUUCGCUGUCCCCUCAGUCUUCACACCGGCUGUGGACACUAAGGCCCCUGAGAAAGCCAGCAUCCACCGGCUGAUGGAGGCCUUCGUCCUCAGGCUGCAGGUGCAGUUUCCCUCCACAGUCAGCACUGUGUACAGGACAAGCGAGAAGCUGGUCAAAGCGCCCAGGGAGGGCUGUGCAGGUGGGCCCGAGGGCCCCCGCUGCCUCCUCUGCCUGUGCACCCUGGACAUCGACACUGCUGACAGUGCCACAGCUUUUGGGGCUCAGACCUCGACUUUCUCCCAGAUGCCGCCGUCCGCCCUACAGGCUGAGUCUGGGAUGCCUGCCGCCCCCUGCCACACUGUAGGCCCGGGCUGCUGCUGGAAGGCCUGUGGGAGGGAGGACGACAGGCAGACCCAGGUCAUCCAGCAGCUGUGCUACAGCUGCCGGGCGAACAUGAAGGACCUGCCCUCCAUGGACCCUUUACCCCCCUACAUCCUGGCCGAGGCCCAGCUCCGCAGCCAGAGGGCUUGGGUCAUGCAGGAAAUCCAGGAGUAUCUGAUCGAGGACAGUGGCGACGAGGCAGAGACCACUCAGAGCUGAGCCCCGACACACUUGUGGCCGGCAUGGGCAGCUCUCCACUCGGGGCGGAAGGCAAGGCUGUGGGGCUGGCUCGGGCUUGUCCAUUUGUAUAAAUAAAAAGGUUUUAAUUA
Messenger RNA from Chinchilla lanigera (long-tailed chinchilla), 1961 nucleotides. It is a transcript of the gene Ctu2, whose product is annotated as cytosolic thiouridylase subunit 2 homolog (S. pombe). The record is from RefSeq and is a predicted model, not a curated record. NCBI's taxonomy places the organism in Eukaryota, Metazoa, Chordata, Mammalia, Rodentia, Chinchillidae. Gene Ontology annotation, molecular function: sulfurtransferase activity; tRNA binding. Gene Ontology annotation, biological process: tRNA wobble position uridine thiolation. Bases 1 to 1851 code for a protein of 616 amino acids. Gene Ontology annotation, cellular component: cytosol. The transcript has 16 exons.